UGUCGUUAGCUGCGUCCUAUCCAAAGCUAAGGACGUAACAGAAUCGGUCCUGCGCCUGAUAUCUGUGACGCUAUUGCGGCGGAUCUCAGAGCUCGAGCUCGGAACGGCAGCGGGAGAGAAGUCAUCGCUUCUCCUGCUGCGUUUAGCACACUGCGUAGGGUUACAGCAGGUUAGGCCUGGAACCAGCUGUUAUUUAAGAUGAACCCUUAUGACUGAAAGUGACCCCAUUCAGUAAGCUGUCAGCUUCCAGUGGUCACAGCCAUGCCUGAAGAUUAGAGCCUCUUUUUGCUUACAGCAAUACAAAUAUAGAAGAUUCUACAUGAUUCUUCAUGUAGACCUUCCUGUGUUUGUCCUGCUGUAUUGAAUCCACCCUCCGGUACAUUAGUAUAAGUUCUCUCCCUUUCAUAUACCACUCCCCCAUGUCCAACUGGGAACAUGCAACUGCAUCGAAUGGCUCCAACCUAGUCUCAUGCAUCCAGUGAGUGGAGAGUCAGACGGCCCUGCCCCUGAAAGUGUAUCACGGGCCUUCCCUUCGUCUGGCCCUGUGCCUUCCUCAGAGAUGUCUUCGCUGCAGUCACUUGGGCCAGUGCAGAGCUGGCUGGGUCAGGAGCUGGAGAAAUGUGGCAUAGAUGCAGUGAUCUAUACCCGCUACGUCCUUAGCCUGCUGCUGCACGACAGCUAUGACUAUGACCUGCAGGACCAGGAAAAUGACAUCUUCCUGGGCUGGGAGAAGGGAGCGGGAAAGAAAUGGGGGAAGAGCAAGAGGAAGGGAGGGACUGACCUUAGUCUGGAAGAGAUGAAGAAACAAGCUGCUGUGCAAUGUUUGCGUUCAGCAUCUGAUGAAAAUUCUGGAAUUGAAAGCUUGGUUGAGGAACUUUGCUCCAAACUCAAGGAGAUUCAAAACAAACAGAAAGAAAAAGAAAAGCAAGGAAAUAAAAAGACGGAUAUAUCUCAGUCUCCUGAGCUGGAUGAAUCACCUUCCUCCAAGGACCAGGUUGAGAUGUACUAUGAAGCUUUUCCACCUCUCUCUGAAAAACCUGUUUCCUGUCUCCAAGAAAUUAUGACCGUGUGGAACAAAGCAAAAGCCUGCACGUAUUCCAGCUCAUCAUCUGCUGUCCCUCAAACAAGCACAGAUACAUCCUCCCCAAAAGACUGCACUAGCGAAGGUGAAGCUUUUAAGGACCGAACACUCGAAGCACCCAGCUCCACUCUAACCAGCGAGAGGGCCCAGCAGCGACGCACUAAGAGGGAGAAGGAGAACCGAUUCUAUGGUAGCGCAACAUCAGUGGCAGAUGAUCAGGUUACUUCUCAAAGUAAGAAGCAGGCCAGACACCGGACCGAGGGUAGGUUCCGUCCCAGAUCGUGGUCCUCUGGCUCUAGUGAGGCUGGCUCAAGCUCCAGUGGCAACCAGGGUGACCAGAACUCUAGUUGCAAAGCAGUCCGCAUUAGACACAAGUCUCGAGAGGUCAGCAGCAGAAACAAAAGAGGGCGCAGUGGUGGACAGGUCAAACUGGCUUUAAAAGUGAUCGACAAAGAGGAGAGGAAAAAUGCACGUCGCAGCAUAAGCACCACUGGAGGCCCGCAUAAGCAACAGCAGCACUACAUGAAAAAAGGCAAGAGACCUCUGAGGGAGAUUCGCAAAGAUGCUAAUCUGGUUGAGGCACAGGAGUCAGGAGGAGAGGCCAAUAAAAAGGAAUAUAUGGAGGAACCUCUUUGGUACACAGAGCCCAUCUCUGAGUACUUUGUCCCCCUCAGCAGAAGCAAACUGGAGACAAAGUAUAGAAGUAAAGACGACUCCACCAAUGACUUGGAUAUGUCCAUUGAUGUGGACUGUCUGUCAGAGAGAAUUCAAGGAAUAUGCAUUGCAAAUUCUUUCCAAAGGGCGUACCUUGCGGCAGGCACUUUUGUGGAUGGGCACUUUAUCGAAAUGCCCGGUGAAGGUGAUGAAGAGUGUACUGAACUGAAUGGGAUUCUGUGCUGCCCUCCUCCUGAAGAUGGUCAAGAUAUAGAUGACAAGCAUCUGUCUGAAUUCACUCACUUCUAUGAAGUUGAUCUUUAUCAAUCCAUAAUGGAUCCUAGUGCCUCCGAUGCGGUACAAGAAAGUCGAAUCUUGAACAUGAUUCAUCAGAAGAGCAUUGAGCGAAAACACUUUGAAGCGGGGUGUGUAGUUUUAGAUGGCCUUGAGCUGCAAGAGGAAAGUGCAAUAAGGGUGGAUUCUCUGGGAGCCUCAGAAGCUGAUACUUCUUUCACACAAGAUAUGGAAAACAUUGCUCAAGUGUGGGAGUGUUGUUCAUCAUCUAGUUUGGAGGAUUUGGAGGGAGAAAGUUGUACAGGCGACUCUCCUGUCAGACUCUCCCCUUUGUUGGACAGUGGUCCGUUUAACUUUAGAAAGCUGUCCGGAGCUUUCGCAGGGCCUCAUCUCCAAGAAGCCAGUGGUAGCAUCUCUGCCCUGAACUCCUGCUUUUCACUUUUUGAGUUGCAGUACGAUAGCCCUACUUUUUCUUUCCCCAGUGACUCGCUCACAGGGGGUCAGGACAAUGUAGACUCAAGUAGCUGUUUAGAUCCACAAGGCAACAAACAAUCGCGUUUGCUAAUUUGGACCAAAAACAGUGCCUUCGAUGAAACGGAACACUGCUCCAAUUUAUCAACGAGGACCUGCAGUCCGUGGUCCCACUCAGAAGAGACGCGAUCAGAUAGUGAGCAGAUCGGUCCUCCAGCGGAUGAGUGCGCACAGUUUGGUAAUGAAGAGGUCAGUUGUAUUCCCCUUAUUCCACCUUCAUGUCUAGAGGAGGACCUUUUGGAUUUCUUGCAGGAGAACUCAAGUCACCAGCAAGGAGAACAGAGUAUAGGCACAGAGUCCAACCAGCCGUUCAAUAAGAAAUCGAAAUUGGAGUCUAUUUGUGGGAUCGCAUUAGAGCAGGAUGAGAGUAAACUGUAUAAUGCUGUUGUGUUUUCAGAUGUCCCAAAUCAACAAACUGAUGAAUACACCUCAGGGAUCAUAAAAGAUAUUUGGAUGGCUAUUGGAGACAGAGACUGUGUCUUAACACUUGGAGUGAAGAACACAGGAGAACACUUGUUUUCCGAGGAGGCUGCUGGCUACCAGUGCAGUUGUCUUGACAAGGAUGUAAAAGGCGAAAUCAUUCAGAAGAAGGCUGUGCAGCGUUCAGAAUAUCAUCUUUGGGAUGAGCAGAAAAACGAUGAGGGCCUUUGUAAAAACAAGCUGUCUAAAAUGGAUGGGGAUUAUACAACACCGUCCAAGCCCUGGAAUUGUAGUUCACAGGACAGCACAUCAUUUAUCCUCGGAGGGGUCUAUGGAGAGCUGAAGACUCUAAGUGGUGACAGGGAAUGGGCUAUGAUUCCACCCAGCGAUGCUUGUGAGAGUUUGUUGCAGUGUGCAGCAGCCACAUCCUCUGAUAUGGUAACCUUUGCUGGGGCAGACGUGUUCAUGAACCCAAGCAGUUGCUUUGCUCCUGGCCACAAGCCAUUGUGGAGACCACUUGUGUCCCUCGGUCAAAACGAGCAGGCCACCAAAGGACCAGGGGAUGGUUUGAAUAAGGGAUUUUCUGUCGUCUUCCAUGAAGAUUUACUUGGAUCAUGUGGAGGCUUCCGUGGAGAAGAACCGGGACUAGAAUACCCGUUUUCAUCCUUUGAUCUAAACAACCCUUUUUCCCAGGUCCUACAUGUGGAGUGCUCUUUUGAACCAGAGGAUAUGGCUUCGUUCAGCCCGGGAUUCAAGCCAAAAUCCAUUUUAUGCUCCGACUCGGACAACGAGCCCUUUUGCCCUUGGUUAUAUGGCAUCAACCGGACUCAGUAUCGGGCCAUUCGAAUUUCCCCAAGGACUCAUUUCCGGCCAAUAUCUGCCUCGGAGUUGUCUCCAGGUGGAUGCAGCGAGUCAGAUGUUGAGUCGGAGAAAGAGGAAGUGAGUCUUCCAGUCGGUCAGGUAGACCUCUUUGAUGACCCACAGGCUGACCUCAAGCCCCUCGAGGAGGAUGCAGAGUGUGAGGGUCCUUAUUAUGGGAAAUCGGAAUUAGAGUCUGGGAAGUUCUUACCCAAAUUAAAGAAGUCUGGCAUGGAGAAGAGUGCCCAGACAUCGCUCGAUUCGCAGGAAGGUGGCAACACCCUGCUGCCCAGUACUGAACAAGAGAUUUGCGAACAUUGCGAGACGGCAGCAGUGUCUGAGUUGCAUUCUCAUGUGCAUUCCUCUGUUUUUCAACAAGAGGAAUCUUUCAGAGAGACAGAGUCUUGCAAAUCUGUUGCAACUGAUCAUAUUCCAAAAAGUGGGAAGUCAUUGGAUGGGGUUCAAGAUAUGCAUGAGUUUCCUCUGUUGAACUUGGGAGAGCAGUGCUUAACUAAUAUACAGCAUGAGGAGUACUGGUGGCAAAGUACUCUGUGUUCUCCUAUGUUUCCAGGUUCUCAGUGCAGAGGAAGCAGUAAUGUAUAAAUCGUCUGCUGAACACCAAGGCAUAAUAAUGCCGGUUUUCUCACAUCACCUUCAACCAUAAUCCAGAGGAGGACCCUCAUAAAAACAGCAACCUCAGGGCCCAUGGGCUCAUAUUUACCCACACUGUCCUAAACCCUGUUAAUCCUCAGUCAAUUCACCUGAAACAGCAUAUCAGUUUAGAGGAAAAACAUGGCAAUAGGUUGGAUGUGCAGUUAGAUGAUUUUGUUCAACAGCAUUUAUUAUAGACUUGUUUUCAGUCUGCUAAUUCCAAGGUUGAUCAAUUUCGAAGAGAGUACAAAAGGCAUAGUUAAGCAUUAAGAAUGUUCUUUCAUUUACCCCUUAUAGAUUUUAGCUUCUAUUUUAUGUUUGAUCAAGGAUUCACUAUAGCUGUGGUCCUACUGAUUGUGCAUGUGCUUGUGAACCUAGUCUCAGUCUUUCUAAUAGCAUAAGUUUCUGUGACCUAACUAUGAAUACUCAGAAAUCUGGUUGAAAGCACUACGAUUGCAAAAUCCCCAGAUCCCAUUUAGUUUGAUUUUUGUCUUUUUUUUGUAAAAUUUGAGAGUUGUGUGAGGUUUGGUGUGCUAAAGAAAAAAGUGCUGUUGAGCCCCUCCAUGCACACUUUUCUGUGCUGUUUUGCAUUAACUUGCAUUAAUCUGAUGGUGUCCCCAUUACAUGUUGCUUUGAGAGGAUGCUAAGGAAUAAAGCAGGAUUGGAUUUUUACAAGCUCAACAAUACAAAAGGCAAAACGAACAACAGAGAGCUGAUAUAAAGCAAAGGGUUAAUGCACAAAUAGAUCUCUUGCAAGGCUAUAUUUCCUUUAAAGUUACUUGCAUUGCUUAAGUAUACAUCCUAAUACAGCCAUUGUGAUUGACACCAAACCUUUUUUAUAUUCAAUCCUGAAGUGGGUGAAAUAAAUGGCUAAACAAUUCAAAUCCAUCAAAGAAUAGUUGCAAUAUCAAUAUUGUUCCAAAUCUUUAAACAGUUUAAUAUUUGUAAGUAUUUGUGCAGUUAUCAUUAAAAACUAUUACACACAAGAGUGCACAUAGAGGUUUAUAAGCUAUAUAUAAUUUUAUAGAGUGAAGCAAAGAUUGGUUUGUAGGUUUCCCUGUAAAUUUUUAUUUUCCAAAACAGGAGUGACUACCCAAUUAUUAAUUCUGUAGCUUUAUUUAACCACGAAAAGUGCAUACAAGUGUUUCCAGUAGGGUCCAGAAAAGAGAAUUGCUUAAAGAAUAUUUCAUGUACUUUUUCUCCACUUGUACCAGAAGUCUGUGGCGGUUUCAGUGUACUGAUGCAUUAUACUCGCAGCAAAAGUACCUAGCAAGAUGUAAAACAGAGGGGUAGAUUAAGCAAUAUAUUUUGGCACACCAUAACUCUACAACCUUCUAAAAUCUUUUGUUAUAUGCGAAUAGAAACACAAAUUACAUUGUUUCUGAGAACUGGUAGAUUUCUUUCUAUUCACCCUUUUUGCAGUGAAUGAGGACUAAACUGCUCUGUAGGUAUUUUUAGUGACAGGGGAAAGAAAGGUGGCAGGGAUGUAGUGUUACCCUUUUACGUUUGCAUAAAGAAUGCUGUUUGGUUUGAAAAGUUCAAGAUUCUUCACUAUAAGUCUUGUCAUUUUCAUAAUGAAGAAACUAAAUCCGGUCCAUACUAGUAUUGUACUUCAUUAUUUUGGCAUAUUCACUUCGAUUACCUUUCACACAAUGAGAGGAUUUCUCCAUGUUUAGCCUGCCAUCUGCUGGCUUUAAGAUGUUCUAUCAGUUCUUUCCAGUUUAUUUUUUGUUACAGAUGUAUCUAUUUGAAAAUGUUACACGUAUACUGCAUAAGCAGAUUGUAAAUGGUGUGACGUGUGCAUUUACAAGUUGAACCGUAAAAGCUGGGACUUUGGGAACCAGAAAAAAUUUAAUUUCCAAAAGCACCUUUGAUGUUUGUUUUUCUUUUAUUUAAACUUUUGGUAUGCAGGUUUUUUCCUAGAUAUGUGGGCCUAACAAAAGCUAAUUAUUAGGAUACGCAGAUGCUGCUGCUUCCACAUACACAUACAAACUGCUUGUGGAUUGGUAGAGCAUUACUUGCAAAUAUUUUCAGAGUCAAUCUGACAAAAAAAAUCAAAAAUUUAUUUGUCAACAUUUACCAAAACAAUUUUUUUUAAAUUACCUUUAUUUGUAACCUUACUUGGCAGAAGCGUUUUGUUUUGUUGUAACAUCAGAUUUCAUUAAAAAAAAGGGGUCACUGUUGCCUAUAUCCCAUUGCAAGUGAAAACAUGAAGAGGAAGGUUUUUGAGUUACAAACUAAGCCCUUGUGUUUUGUAUGAGCCAGGUUAAAUUGGAUUGUUUAACUUUUUAUUUGCUUCAUGUGGUUAUGGGAGUGUGAUGUCUUGGAUCAUAAUAUCAAAUCUUUACAUAUGUGUAGUGAUUGAAGCCUUGUUGGAUGGCACAAAGGAGUUGUUUUACUAUAUGCUAUACAGCAAAGGUUUAUGGAUACCUUAAAUUGCUUUUUCUUUGACAAAUGACAUUAAAUUGUAGUUUACGUUUUCCAAACUCAGUAAUUGCGAUUCCAAAAUCCAGUUGGUAUUUCUUUCACUAUUAAUACUUGCUCUCUAAAACAUUUUGGGAUAAAGGUUUCCAUCCUCUGAAGUAGACAAUCCUCUGUGUUGUUAUUCUUUCAAGGGGUUGUUUUAGGGUGGAUGGGUGAUGGAGGACAAAAACCUUUUCAAUUUAUGUAUGUUGAGGGGCAGAAAUUAUAAAUAUGUGCGAUAAUACAAAACCAUAUGUAGAGCAAUUAAAGUUAAAGAUUUGCAAUAAAGUUCCUCUCUGAUUAACUUGAUGAACAUUUUAAAAUGUUUGAAUAAACUUUACAAAAAAAGAGUGAAACACCGUUUUAUUUUAAGUGCGUGUGUGUGUGUGGGGAGGCGUUGUUGGCGAAAGACCUUAAUACUCAUGUCAGUGGGAGAGUAAAAAUUGCAUUCAUUUGUCAUCUUGUUUUCCGAGAUUUUGGUUUGAUUGUGUAUUUUGAAAGGUAGUGCCAUCAGUGUGUUCUGAGAGGACAGCUGUUAAGUCUGCACUUACAGUUUUAAGUUUUGAUUGCAACGUUGUGUAGCUUUUAGUACUGAAUUCUUUCCUCAUUUCCUCUCUGUAACAGCUUCCUAAUUGGAGCCCAACCCUGUAUAUUUUCUCUCAAAACAUGAUCAAAUUCAUCACACCCCAGACACGAAGUUGGUUGCAUUGUUCAAAUGCAAUGUACAUCAGAGUACAUCAUUUUGUUUCAUGUGAAGUUCAAAACCUUUAAUAAACAUUAAAAAAGUUUA
Messenger RNA from Triplophysa rosa, 7742 nucleotides. RefSeq names its product KIAA0232 ortholog. The transcript is spliced from 8 exons. The record is from RefSeq and is a predicted model, not a curated record. The coding region runs from base 470 to 4441 and encodes 1323 amino acids. Lineage: Eukaryota; Metazoa; Chordata; Actinopteri; Cypriniformes; Nemacheilidae.